Cercocebus atys (sooty mangabey) is the source of this 1066-nucleotide messenger RNA. It is a transcript of the gene CSN1S1, whose product is annotated as casein alpha s1. Bases 144 to 659 code for a protein of 171 amino acids. Gene Ontology annotation, biological process: response to progesterone; response to dehydroepiandrosterone; response to estradiol. Gene Ontology annotation, cellular component: extracellular region. The transcript is spliced from 14 exons. The record is from RefSeq and is a predicted model, not a curated record. NCBI's taxonomy places the organism in Eukaryota, Metazoa, Chordata, Mammalia, Primates, Cercopithecidae.
GAACACAGGGCUCAGAUAAAGUUUACAUUAUCAGCAGUGCUGAAAACUAUGAGUACACUGAGAUGAGAAAUCAAAUGUUAAUCAUCUGUUCUCCUGGAAGUUCAAGGUGCCUUCCAUAGACUACUGAACAAUACAGGGUAGUAAUGAGGACAGACAUGAUGGCUUUUAUCACCAUGAAGCUUCUCAUUCUCACCUGUCUUGUGGCUGUUGCUCUUGCCAGGCCUAAACUUCCUCUUAGAUACCCAGAACUCCUUCAGAAUCCAUCAGAGAGCAGUGAGGAAAUUAUCAAAGAAGGAAAGUUUCUCAGGCUUGUUUUGCCUAUAUCAUUAGAAUCAAGAGAGGAAUACAUCAAUGGUAUGAACAGGCAGAGAAAAGUUCUGAGAGAAAAACAGAGUGAUGAAAUCAAGAACCAUGUUAUGGCAGAGUCUGAGGAACAGUUUCGUAGAAUGAACGAAUACAACCAACUUCAGCUGCAAGCUGCCCAUGCCCAGGAACAAAUUCGCAGAAUGAGUGAAAACAGCCAUGUCCAAGUGCCUUUCCAGCAGCUCAGCCAACUUGCUGCCUACCCCUAUGCUGUUUGGUACUAUCCACAAAUCGUGCAGUAUGUUCCUUUCCCACCAUUUUCCGACAUCUCCAAUCCCACCGCUCCUGAGAAUUAGGAAAAAACUAACACCAUGCUACAGUGGUGAUAUGACUGAAAAAUUCAUUCUCUGAAUUUCUCCUCUCAUGAAAAACCAUCUUGUCUGAAGACUUGACUGUUGUUUUAGAAUAGUAAAAUCCCAUAUUGAAGGAAAUUGUUCUUUUAGAGUUAUCUACUUAAUAGCAUAUCAUUCUUUUUCUUAAGCUAAAUUUUCCUAGAGAGUUUCUUGUCUAAAUUUCAGUUGUAUCGUGCCAUAUGGAGGGCACCUAAUCAGAGGGUAUUAAAGUCCUUACUAAGUUUCUCUAGUGGACUUUUUGUUUAAAAGGCCUUUGAAUUGUCAAUUCUGUAAGUGCCAUCAUUUAAAAUAAUUUUAUGCAGUGACAGAGAUUGUUUUCUUUUUCCUUUUCAAUAAAUAACACUUUAAGG